Molecule: messenger RNA, 213 nt
Organism: Arxiozyma heterogenica
Lineage: Eukaryota; Fungi; Ascomycota; Saccharomycetes; Saccharomycetales; Saccharomycetaceae
Gene: RPC10
Product: DNA-directed RNA polymerase core subunit RPC10
Exons: 1
Coding region: 1-213 (70 amino acids)
Biological process (GO): DNA-templated transcription
Cellular component (GO): RNA polymerase I complex; RNA polymerase II, core complex; RNA polymerase III complex
Molecular function (GO): DNA binding; zinc ion binding
Source: RefSeq, a predicted model, not a curated record
AUGUCUCGUGAAGGUUUCCAAAUUCCAACUAAUUUAGAUAUCGCUGCUUCUGGUACCUCUCAGUCUAGAACAGCUACAUUAAAAUAUAUAUGCGCUGAAUGUUCUGCCAAAUUAUCUCUAUCCAGAACUGAUCCAGUUCGUUGUAAAGAAUGUGGUCAUAGAAUCCUAUUAAAAACUAGAACUAAGAGAAUGGUACAAUUUGAAGCUAGAUAA